This is a messenger RNA of Symbiodinium sp. CCMP2592, 690 nucleotides long. The record is from the annotation of a GenBank genome assembly. NCBI's taxonomy places the organism in Eukaryota, Dinophyceae, Suessiales, Symbiodiniaceae.
AUGGCAGAGGCCUCCCGUGCAAGCGCUGCCAACCAGGAGCCGAGCGGCGCGUCCGGAAAGGUAGAGGAACUGCUUUGCAAGCCUUUCGACGAGGCAUUGAAACAUUGCCCCGCGCUGGCUGAGUACAUUCAGAAGAACAGCACGGAGGACAGUGGGAAGCUGGAAAAAGAGUUUCGAGAGCACUGGCACCGCGAGGCUCCGCAAGAGCUUCGGCAAGUCCUUGAAGAGAUCGUGGACCCUGAGGCAGCAGCAGCUAAUGUGGCGGAGACCGAGGCUUUUCUGCGCAAUCGUACUCCGCUGGUUGAGGAUCUACUGUCCGAAGGCGCUGAGCAAUCUGCAAGUUCAGAUCGGCUCGUGGUUAGACAGGAGCUGAGUCGGGAACAAGGCCUUGACAUUGACCAUGACCAGGAGGACGAUCAGUUUGCUGAUCUUGAUAUAGCCUCUGCAGUCGACCGGUUGCUUUCAUUGUCCUUUGAAGCAGCCAUGAAGACGAGCGUGGAACUGAGAGAUUACGUGAGAAGUCCAAAACGAAGCAAGGACGAGAUCGCCGACUUGGAGGCGGAAUUUGCACAAAAUUGGAGCUUGGAGGCUCCCACAGAACUGCGUGACAUCUUGGAAGAGCUCCUCUUCCCGGAUGUGGUUGCUUCCCGUCAAGCACGGGAAUCUCGUGCACCGAUCGCACGCCUCUGA